Messenger RNA from Diuraphis noxia (Russian wheat aphid), 1671 nucleotides. RefSeq names its product pleckstrin homology domain-containing protein pruning defect 1 (gene prd1). Lineage: Eukaryota; Metazoa; Arthropoda; Insecta; Hemiptera; Aphididae. Gene Ontology annotation, molecular function: kinesin binding. The record is from RefSeq and is a predicted model, not a curated record. Gene Ontology annotation, biological process: Golgi organization; lysosome localization; regulation of protein localization. Gene Ontology annotation, cellular component: endosome membrane.
UAUGGAGUUUAACCCUUUUUCUGUAUUAGUUGAAUUUAGUUAACUCACUUUUAUUGUAUUCAUUGUUUAAUUAGUUUAAUGCGUUUUAGUUAGUMAUAAUUAAUAUUGUUUGWUACCGAUGUAAACAUUUCACUGAUGUCGGCCUAUUCGCCAGAUUCGAUCGUCCACCGACGGUCCAACACUAAACAGGUGCAUCCAGUGGUUGGACUAAAAAGAGUAUCUUUUCACGAAGACGUUAUUGAACCCAGCAAUGGCAAUCUCAUUCAAAUACGAAUUGGAGAAUGUGGUGAAAGAGAAGCGCCUGAAGGACAAGAAGACCCUCAACCAAAUGAAGCAUCAUCAAAAGGUUCAGUUUUAAAAUCAAAAAAACAAAAGUUUCCUUCUCUUUACAUGAACGGUUUAAACGUCGAUCUCAAUUCUCAACAAGUCGUUUUUAACCAAAUAGAACAGGAAAUGAAGGAAAAAAAGUGGACUAAUGUUUGGAGUAAACAUUUGGAUGUUGGAUCCAACCAACUGAUUAAUAUAAUUAAAAGAGAUUUACUAUUAAAAACCAAAGAAUCUAUUUAUAAAAUUUAUAGAAUGCUAAGCACUGGUGGAUCGCCUUUAUUUGUAGUUAUUACUAAUAUUAGGUUUUGUGUUUUAACUAAAAAUGUGUAUACCAAACGUUUAGAAAUAUUUUAUAGUUCAAAUUUUACAAGCCUAGAUCUAAUAGCCUUAGGCCCAUGUGAUCAAACUGCAGUCUUUGUUAGCGAAAAAUCAAAAAAGUGUACCUUAAUAACAGCAAUAGAUGUGCAAUCAGCACUACAAAUGAUUGGCAGUCUCGAAUAUGCUUACAGACAUAGUGGACUUUAUGACUCUAAUAAUGCAUUUGUUGUCAUAAAUAUUAACUGUGAUGAAAAGUUAUACGAGGCUGUAAAAUGUCAAAUUUCAAUACCUAAGGAUGAAAAAAUCAAAUAUUAUACAUGGUUGUGGUAUUAUAAAGAAAGUGAAUCUUCAAAUAGUUUAAAAUCUCAUUUAGAAGAAUUUUUAAUGGUUAAAAAAGGAUCUAUAUGGAAACCAAGAUUUGUACGUUUAAGUGAAGAUAUUUUAUACAUAUAUGAACAUGCAGAUCAAAUGUUACCGUGUGAAUCUAUACCUUUAAGAUUUGGUCGUUGUAAAAAAGUGAGAAAAAUUCGCUGUGAUCGACCGCACGCAAUUGAAAUUCUGCUAAUUAAUUAUCCUAUCAUUUUGGCACCUGCUGAUUGUAGUCAAGAAGAAAAAUGGUUUAAUGCAUUAAGCUAUUCUAUGACAGGUCAUAAAAUCUUAAAUGAUGAAUCCAAAUUACCUGAUGGAUACUGUUGUUUAUUGACCAAUAGUCAUAUAGUUUUGUACAAUUUUCCUAAUACAAUCACAGACAGCAUGUUAUUAACCAAUAUGGAUUCAUUGAAAUUAUCACCUUCACCAUCACACUUUUAUGUUGUAAUUGAGUGGUCCUGUUACGAUGCUACAUUAGAAGAUAGCUGCAAUGAUUGGGUUGUGCAUUUUUCUUGCAAAUCAAGUUAUGAUGAAUUCAUAUCAUGGUUGUGUACUUUAAGACCAGAUUUAAAUGCUUUGGAAUUARUUGAAAAAAAAUCUAUACAGCGACACCUUAAAAAUAGUAUACAUUUACAAAGUUCACUAAAUUAACUUAUU